Molecule: messenger RNA, 3227 nt
Organism: Syngnathoides biaculeatus (alligator pipefish)
Lineage: Eukaryota; Metazoa; Chordata; Actinopteri; Syngnathiformes; Syngnathidae
Gene: lacc1
Product: laccase (multicopper oxidoreductase) domain containing 1
Exons: 5
Coding region: 621-1865 (414 amino acids)
Molecular function (GO): copper ion binding
Source: RefSeq, a predicted model, not a curated record
UUUCUGCGUACAAAGAUCAAGGACAAUCUUUGUCUGAUUAACAAAUGGACAACACUUUAUCUGUUGAUUAAACGUAUGAGGUCAUAUUUAAGCAAAUAAUUAAAGUGCAACAAAAGUAAAAUAGUCUUCAAUACCCAGAGAAAACCCACACAGGAAUGGGGAGAACAUGCAAACUCCACACCGGAAAAGUUGGGAUUUCAACCCCAGAUCUCAGAAGUGUGAGGCAGACGCUCUCUUACCUUAUCAGCUGGACAGGCUUCAGCCCCCUUGCGACGCUUAAGGGGCUCAGAAAAUGGAUUGGUGGAUAUUUGGCUCUUACUGUUGGCAGUGUUGCGUUAUCACAAAGAAAAGAUUAGAAAUAAUCCUAAAAAUGUUGUGGUUAAUUUGGAUGAGUUUUCAUAGUUUGAAUGUGAUUAAAUUCGUGUGACAGUGCUAGCGUGUCUUUUCUCGACUGGAUGUUUUCACGAGCACGUGGACUUUGGAGCAUGGGCGUGAAAUUGCGGAAGAGGAAGAGCAAACUUUCAUUUCCUUUUGUAGCACGGUCGCCUACUUUCAAGCCAGCGGGGGUUAGAUUCGGUUGAACUCGCCCGCGGGGACCGCGUUGCGCUCAAGUGCGCACCAUGAGCGCGGCAGUGCUACUGGAUGUCGCGCACUCGUGUCGCUGUGGGUGCACCGAGCGGCUGCUCGCCGAGGAGGCCGCCGCGCACGCGCACUUGCUAGUGCUGUGUGCAGGCGGCGUCCGCAGCGACGCCACGGAUUCGCUAGUUGGCGUGUGGAGCGGCGAAGGCAUGCGCGUCCUCGUGAACUGGUGCGCCACCGCUGCUUGCGCGUACCGACUGAAACAAGCGGUGGACGAGUUGAGCGCCUUCUCGUUGCGGGUCAUCACCAGCCCGCGUGGACGCGCCUGGAUGCUCGGGUACGAGCGCGCCUUCUUCACGCCUCUCUACAAGUUCACCUACCGGCUGGGCUGUGGAGCCGACGCACCUGCGCCGAAGGUGGAUGAUGACGUCGCCGCAUUCCUGCAUCGACUUCCGGUGGUGGGCGGGGCCAUCCGGCUACUGACGUCAUCGCUUAUCCCAGACUGCUUCGGCCACGGCUUCAGCACACGUCUCGGUGGAGUGUCGUACGUGCCCACCUUGUCGUCGUUGAACCUGUUCAGCAGCCCCAGAAGGCAGGACUCUAUGGCAGUGGUCCAUGAGAACCGGCGCCGUCUGGCAAUCCACGCUGGAUUCUACCCCCAUCCUCUACAGAUGGUCAAGGUUCAGCAUUCCAGUCGUGUGUGGGUGGUAGGAAAACAUGAGCCAGACCUCUACGAUGCGGCGGUGACGGACCAGCCUGGUGUGGUCCUGGCCGCACCAGGCGCUGACUGUAUCCCAAUGAUCUUCACAGAUCCUGUGGCUAAAGUGAUCGGCGUCGCUCACGCAGGCUGGAGAGGAACACUGCAGGGUGUUGCGUCGGCGACUGUAAUGGCCAUGACGACGGAGUUGGGCUGUGUGUGCGCCAACAUCUUGGUGGUCUUGGGCCCCUCAGUGGGUCCAUGUUGUUUCACACUGGAGCCAGAACAGGCCUCCCGCUUCCACCCGGACUGCAUUCGGCGUUCACAAUGCCACAGACCCAACGUCGACAUACAACUGGCUAACAGGCUACAACUGGAGGAGGCGGGCAUCCUUCCGCACCACAUCCAUGACGACGCAAGUGUGACAAUGCCAUGUACGUCAUGCCAUCCACGAGACUUCUUCUCCCACGUCCGUGAUGGUGCCCACUUUGGCACUCAGGUGGGCUUUGUGUGGAUCAAAGAGGGGCCAGGAAUACCGUCGGUCGCAGGAAGAGUCGGUCCUGGACUCUUCACCAGGACAACUUUUUGAUGGUGGAUGUGCUAACCCGUUGGUGAUAUAGUGUAUGUUUGCACUACACUACAGUCUACAAUAUGCUUAUGGUCGAUAUAAAAAGUCCAUGUGCUUGUGAUGCUAAAACCUGAGAUGAGGAUAAAUCCAUGAAAACCUUUUUUUUUUUUGAAAACACAAAUGAAAUCAACAAAAUGAAAUCUUUUUAUGGUGGGGAUAUAAAGAUGUAUGUUUCUUAAUGACAUUAUUACUUUUAAUAGGUUGACAUGACAACAGACGCUGAAAUCUUAUUGGACACAAAAAAUCAAAAGGGCAUAAAUCUAGUGGAAGCAGUAGCGCCAAGAGACACAAUUAGACUGUCAGGCAUACAUAAAGACAAUUUCAUCGAAUAAAUAUAUGAACUUAAGUUGUGAACACCUUAUAUGCACCAUCACAGCGUCCAAAGCAAUGUACAAAACCACCCCUUUAUUCAUACCCCAUUGGGUGGCUGCUUCCAUACAAGGUGCAACCAGUCCCAACCGGAGCAAAUUAGGGUUCAGUGUCUUGCCCACAGACACAUGCAGACAGUCAGAGCCAACAUUUGAACCAGCAUGUGAUGACCUGCUCUAUCAAAUGAGUCACAGCUGCCAAUAUAAAAGGAGGUCAGUGCUUCUCACAGUGUUAAAGUCUGCAGAGAAGGCCUUGCUUGCCCUGACCACUCACCAAUGCCUCUACUAACAGCGCACCAGGGACACGGCGACUGUGAUUAGCCACACACUCAAGGUGACAUUUUGCUACAGUCGUCCAGAGAAUUGACUUGUUUUUCAAACGCGUUCUCCCUGGAGGGCGUGGCGUGACUGCUGGCUCAUCAUUAGUGGCCCCCUGAGGCCAAACUUGUUCAUGACACUGUCCUUUCAUCACUUUUUCCAUUCUCAUUAAGCAAUCGGAACAAGAAAAACAUCAAAUCAAUUCCAGUCUGUGGAUUUUGUACACACAUAUGAUGUUCUUCUCAAUCACACAUCUUCUUGUCAGACUCUUGUAGAGAAGGAUCUAGGUCCUACUGCCUUUAAAUCAAAUUUAUGAUUUUCUUCCACUAAAUUCUGAUUAAAUAUUGAAACUCCUUUGCUUAUAAGAAAUAAAAGUAAAUCCUAAUAAAUAACGACCAUUACAAGAGUAGUUGGUGCUCUCACACAUAGCUCUCCAGUUUAUAAAGUAAUUGUGUGCAACUCUAAACCAAUCCUAUGUGGCUUUCUUGACCCCAUCAAAGGACGUUCCAGGAAGAACAAAGUGUAUCUUCAGAACUUUAAUCCAGAGUGGUAGGUUGUUUCUCUGUGAUUGAUAACCAAAGUUGAGUUGCAUCCAAAAGGUCAAAUUAUGAACUACUUUGAACGUUCAAAAUGUCAA